Messenger RNA from Lathyrus oleraceus (garden pea), 1450 nucleotides. RefSeq names its product myb-related protein 308. NCBI's taxonomy places the organism in Eukaryota, Viridiplantae, Streptophyta, Magnoliopsida, Fabales, Fabaceae. Bases 262 to 1287 code for a protein of 341 amino acids. The transcript is spliced from 4 exons. The record is from RefSeq and is a predicted model, not a curated record.
UCUAAAAAACCCAACGUGGCACAAUCUACCACCACACACACAUCAAAAUCAACGAUCCCACACACACUGCUCACUUUUUCAAUUCUAUAAAUCACUUCAACGCCUCUCUCAUACUUUUCACAAACCAUGAACAGAGGUCGUUUCUGCCAUUGUUGAAUGACAGCAUACAACAAACUAACAUACUUUACAAUUUCUCAACCACAUUGUCUUGUCUCAUUCUUAAACAAACUAGGACAAAAUAGUAGUAGACACUAGUUAGAUAUGGGAAGAGCUCCUUGUUGUGAGAAAGUUGGGUUGAAAAGAGGAAGAUGGACUAGUGAAGAAGAUGAGAUCUUGUCCAAAUAUAUUCAGGCCAAUGGAGAAGGGUCUUGGAGGUCAUUGCCCAAAAAUGCAGGAUUAUUAAGAUGUGGAAAGAGUUGCAGACUAAGAUGGAUUAACUAUUUGAGAACUGAUCUUAAAAGAGGAAACAUUUCUGCUGAAGAAGAGGAUACUAUAGUAAAACUGCACACUACUUAUGGCAACAGGUGGUCCAUGAUUGCCAGCCACUUGCCUGGAAGAACCGACAACGAAAUUAAAAACUAUUGGAAUUCUCAUUUGAGCAGAAAAAUGUACUGUUUCUCCAAAAUAUCCACAACUACUGAGACAAAGACGAUUGAUCUUCCUCCUCCAAAACGCAAAUGUGGUAGAACAAGUCGUUGGGCCAUGAAGAAAAACAAGUUCUACAAAAAACAAACCAUCACUAAUAGUAGUACUAUUAGUCAACCUGAUAUUAAGGAAAAAUUAGUUCAUGACGUGGAAGUUAAAACAACACAUGAACAAGAGAAAGAAAAAACAACAUCAACGUAUGAGUUAUGUGACGACAUCUUAGGACUGAGUGAAUUAUUAGACGACAUUAAUGAAGUCAGUGGGGCGUUGUGUAUGGAAAAUUGCUUGCUGGAUACAUGUGGGUCUGCUACAAAUUUAAGUGAAGAGAGAGAAACAAUGGAGGAAAAUGGAAGAGCAAUGAAUGAUGAUGGUGAUGUGUGUAUUAAUUAUAAACAGGCUUCAUGUGAGGAACCUGAGAGUAGUGUGAAUUACCAAGGUUCCAAUAAUGGGGAAAGUGGUGAAUGGAAUUGGGAGAGUGUGAUGAAGUUUAAUAUUGAGGAGGAGGAGGAUAGUUGCAGGGAGCAUAAAGAGAAUCUUUUGAAUUGGUUGUGUGAAGAUGAUGAUUGGGAAGGUGAUAGUAAGAUGUUGGGAGAGAUAGAUUCUCAGAAACAAAAUGAUUUGAUUGCUUGGUUUCUUUCUUAAAAAAACAGACAAGAGUGUUUUCAUGUAUGUGUUUGUUUUUGAGAUCUGUCAUUGGCUAUUUUUAGUGUAGGUUUGAGACAAAUUUGUUACCAUUCUAGAAUAAAUAAUGAUUCGUGAGUACAAAAAUAAUAAAAAUGAGUUGUGACUUUUUGGAUUGUUUAAA